CAAAGCUGCCAGAUAUUUUAGUGGAAAUAUCAGGUUCUCCAAUUUUUUUUUAAAUUGUUUCCUCAGAGUGUUUAGUUCGAAAACAAAACCGCAAACAAGCAUUUAAAAAAUCAAAAUUGAAACUUUGAUGUGUAAAAAAGUACAAACUAUACCAAAAGCAUCCUCAAACUUGGCAUCAUUGCCAAUCGCCAGAUAAUCGGUUCCCUUUCGCAGUCCCGCACGAAAAACCAUCAGCAGCAUAUGAGCAAAAUUAAUAGAUUCAGCCGUGUUUAUUAUUCAAAAAUUAACAUCUCCAACAAUUUGGUUUCGUCGAUUUGGUUCGUCUUUUCAUCAGCCUUAUCCGUAGCCUUACCGAAAUUCUCAUAACAACGAAGUACACGCUUCCGGAAGAUUCGGCAUAUGUUGACAAUAUAGUGGGAGCAUAGUUUGGCGUAAGCUGUGAUGGACACCAUCCCUGGCACUGGUAUCGAUGACCAGAAAGACUCCGGAUAGGAUCCUUUCUUUAUACAGAUUGUGGGAUAAGAUAUUUUGAAAACACCCGACGAAUGACGACCGAUUCGAUCGGUCGGUUUGAUAAGCGCGACAACGGGAAUCAAAAAUCAACAACAGCAACAGUAACAAAAGCUGAAACAACAAAUCGUGUGGUGGAAAGCCUAAUCGGUAGCGCAUUGAUAAGCUGAUAAGAGUAAAGAGCGUACCAGGUGAAUGGCAGAAAUGGGUGCCGAAAAUUCGGAUAAGUCCAUCGAUGAUAAUUCGUCAGUCGAAGGCAAAAUGGCUCCAGGAUCGGCGGGUAGCGGACAACCAAAAAUCUGCAGCGUUUGUGGGGAUAAGGCUUUGGGGUAUAACUUCAACGCAAUGACCUGCGAGAGCUGCAAGGCUUUCUUUCGACGUAAUGCGUUGUCCACUAAAGGAUUUACCUGCCCGUUUAGUGAGAGUUGUGAGAUUACGGUUGUGACGAGGAGAUUUUGCCAGAAGUGUCGAUUAGACAAGUGUUUCCAGAUAGGCAUGAAGAAGGAGUACAUCAUGUCGGAAGAAGAUAAAGCAUUGAAGCGUAAAAAGAUCGAGCAAAACCGGGCCAAGAAACGGAUUAGUACUGUGGAAGUUGGCAAGUCAAUUGAAGGCAACGUGCCAAUGAAGAUUAAGCGCGAGGGAAGCGAUUCGGAUUGCUGGAGCAAUUCUCCAUCGGAUAUACUGACUUUGGAUUUGGCACAGCACCCAGGAUCUGUGGGAGGUUCGCAGAGUUUAUCCAUUUCAGGUGGAAGUAGUUCUAUGUAUAACGGAAUGUCUUCACCAAAUGAUAUGAGUAACUCUCCUUCUUCAUCUUCUGCUGCAUCCUGCCACAAUAUGAUUCAAAAUAAUCACGAAAAUCAACCAACAGUGGAAAGGGAUCUCUUAUCAGCUAUAUCUGUAUUAGUUCCUCAAGCCAGCGCCAGUGGAGACUCCGGUACAGAGUCUCAACAAUUGCCUGCACUUUCGCUGGAAUCCAGUCCGUCCGAAAUUGUGAAUCGGAUCGUAAAUCACCCAACGCUGGCCAGUCAAACGAUUGCCUCGCUCAUGCCAACACCCAAAGACGCCGUCUACAUCAUGUCAAAGAUAAUCAAUUCCCAAUGCGAUGCCCUCAAGCUGAUAUCGCACUUCAUCACUGCUCCUGGCGAUGCAUUGCAAAUUAUCAGCAAGAUUAUGAAUUCCCCAUUGGAUGCCCUCACGGUAUUUGCACAAUUCAUGAGCUCUCCAACGGAUGCCCUACAGAUCAUUGGUAAAAUCAUGAGCUCUCCCGCAGACGUUCUUCAAUUCAUGCAACAGCUGAUGAACCAACCAGAGGAUGCUGUCCAAAUUAUGAACAAAUUCAUGAAUGCACCGGCAGAAGCUCUCCAAAUGAUCAACAGGAUGAUGAAUCACUCAGAUGUCAUCCAAACCAUCAAAGAAGCAGCCGACACUUCUCAGCGGGACGACGAAGAAGAUCAUCUUAAAUCCUUGAUGGUAGACCCCCAGCCAGUGCCUCCUACUUCAACUCCGAUCCCAGAAAGUUCGUCUGCUUCCCCAUCGUCUACCUCACAUUGUGAAAUUCCUGGACCCCAACAAUCUCAUCCGCUACUCUUCGAAACGCACCAGUUCCUACAAAUCCCACCAACUCCGGAAGAACCAUCAACCCUGUCUACGAACCUGGACUUUUUCCUAUCGAGCCCGUUUCAAGACAUUGAAAGCAAACCCAUCCUCCCCAACACCUUGGAGGCAAUUCUGGAACAAGCUAUCCGCCUGGAAUACGAAGGUGGAAGCUCUUCAACAUCUUCGACGGGUGGCCUGCAGCAUCAGCUGCAUCAUCAUCACCAUCACCACUCGCAGCAGCAGCAACAGCUUCAGCACUCGCAACAGCUUCCAGCCUCGUCGGCGGUCGGAUUCGUGAACAACAGUAUCGAGCUGAACGAUGCCGAACGGGCCAAACUGAACGAGCUGAUCGUGGCUAACAAGGCGCUCUAUGCACCGGUCGACGAAGAUCUGGCCACGCUCAUUUCCGAUGACUGUCGGAUAAAGUCUAACCAAAACCAGCCCGAUCCGAAACUGCUGACGGUUAUAAAUCUGACGGCCAUCGCCAUCCGGCGGCUGAUCAAAAUGUCCAAGAAGAUAAGCGCCUUCAAGAACAUGUGCCAGGAGGAUCAGCUGGCACUGCUCAAGGCUGGCUGCACGGAGAUGAUGAUCCUACGGUCGGCUAUGCAGUACGAUUGCGAUCGGGCCACUUGGAAGAUUCCCCACAGCCAGGAGGAGAUGUCCAACAUCCGGGCCGAUGUGCUAAAACUGGCCAAAGGAAACGUGUACCAGGAGCACGAACGGUUCAUUCGCACCUUCGACCAGAAGUGGCGAUCGGACGAAAACAUAAUCCUGAUCAUGUGUGCCAUAACGCUGUUCUCCCCGGACCGACCUAAAACAGUCCACUCCGAUGUUAUAAAACUGGAACAGAACUCGUACUACUACCUGCUACGGCGGUACCUGGAAAGCAUCUACGUGGGCUGCGAGGCCCGCUCGGUGUUUCUCAAACUGAUGCAGAAAAUCUCCGAACUGCACCGUUUGAAUGACGAAAUCAUCAGUGUUUAUCUGGACGUGAAUCCGGCCCAGGUGGAACCGCUGCUGCGAGAGAUCUUUGACCUGAAGGUGCUUUCCUAAACUACUGAUCCUUAGCUACGAUCGUAACUAUACCUUUACAUACGAUAAUCGUAAAUAUAGCGACUACUGGUAGGAUUUCGCAUCAUACACUUACGUUGUUAAGUAAAUUUCAAUUUUUCUCUAUGUGAUAAGCCGUGCCCCGUAGGAGUUCAGCGAACAAAUCUAGUGAAUGUUGUUCAGAAGCUUUAAUGUAAUAGUUGUUCAGAUAAUAAGAGCAACAGAGUUUUUGUAUUUAUAGAGCAGUAGUAUAUCUACAUAUACAUAUAUCUAUAUUUUUUUUUACAAACACGCACGUGACAUUAAUCGAUAAGGUAUGAACAAAAAAGUUAAUAUGAGUUAUUACGAUUACCAAACUAAAAGUAAGCUGUUCGAUUUGUGUCAAAGCAUUUGUCUAGUGAGUCACUUUAAAUCUAUUUCACUCUCAAUCUGAAGCCAAGUGUCGGUCGUAGAGGGAACCAAACUUCAUCAAUACCUUGUCAGGCUAGCAAAUUUGUUAUACAGUUUAGAGUUUACUUUGUACAAAAUAGUGUACGGUUCAGUCUUUGUUUUUAUUCUUGUUAAGCCAUAUUUGAUAGUUUUAUUGUGUAAAAUCAAUAGCCGGAGAGUUUUGCGACCUUACGUCGCAUGAACAAAACAUACACAGUUCAAUAAACACAUACAAGUUAGAA
Molecule: messenger RNA, 3827 nt
Organism: Uranotaenia lowii
Lineage: Eukaryota; Metazoa; Arthropoda; Insecta; Diptera; Culicidae
Product: nuclear hormone receptor HR96-like
Exons: 6
Coding region: 706-3159 (817 amino acids)
Biological process (GO): cell differentiation; positive regulation of transcription by RNA polymerase II; negative regulation of transcription by RNA polymerase II
Molecular function (GO): nuclear receptor activity; RNA polymerase II cis-regulatory region sequence-specific DNA binding; zinc ion binding
Source: RefSeq, a predicted model, not a curated record